UAAACCUUUUAAGAGCGUCCAGUGGCGGAAGGCAGGAGGGGGCGUGGCCCUCGGGGCGUCUCGUGCGGGAGGUACGGCGCGGCGCGAACUUGUUUUGCGUGCCUUGCGCGUGAGCGAGCGAAUGAGUGUGUGAGUGCUGCGCUGCGCCGCGCCGCGCGGCUGAGUAUCGGGAUUGCGCUUCCCGUUUGACAAGGAGGAGGGGAAAGACGGAGCAGACGAGAGAGCGAGAAGCAGAAGUAGCGUUACUCCACGCGUCGUGUGACAGGGAUGCGGACCCUGGACUCGGCUUCGCGACGGAGUAAACGCGCGCGGCAGUGAGGACAGCAGGGACAGAAAUACACCCACUCAAAUGCAAACAUUCAUAUCCGCUGUAUCACUUGGUGGCUCUCAUUCAUGCUGUAGCUGUGAAGAGCAGGAGGACGCGGGUGGAGGAUUGUCUUCUAGCUCUCUUCUUCUGCACACGGUUCUGUUUGAGCAGCUGACACAAAGCGGAAUUACAAGACGGUUUUACUGGCCUCUGCAUUGUGGGCAAAUGAAAACCUGGGAGGAAAAAAGGACUUGAACACCUGCUAACACAUACUACUUUUGAGUUACUAUCCCACAAAUGUGUUGCAAUGGAGUGAUACAUUGAUAAUUCCUGCUCUUCUUUGGCCCUGUUUGAGUUAUUUAUCUGAUGAAUAAAUUUUAACAUAAACCAGUAGAUCCUUUUAAAGCCAUGUGCAAUUUUUCUCAAGAUGUCCCAAUUUUUUACGUCCCAUGGAAAAUAAUGCUAAAGGAUCAGGUAGUUACAAAGGCAUUCCAAGUGUGUCCAUAAGGCUUUCUCCCCACAUUCUAUGGAGGCAGAGCAUAGCCGGCCGUCUGAUGGGGAGCGAUCUGGUGGACAGCAACAAGCUCUGUCUGAAUCUUCACUUAGGGGUAGGUUUCCUCAUAUACAGGAGCAGGCUACCUCACUACCAAUCCAUGGAUCACAUGGCCGGCAUCAUAAGAGGCAGCCAAAACGCAGAGAUUUGCUCCAGAGGCAGCAGCAACAGCAGUCUCAGAUGGGGGAAAGUUGGCAAUUACAAGAUGUCCCAGGCCCUUCUGGAGGCAGCUACUCUUCAUCAUCCCUUGAAACCUCUACCCCAGUCCCUCAUCUUCAUAGUAUUCCUUCUUGCCCCAGUCAAGAAUUACAAGAAGGCACCACAUCUAGAAAGGAACGUAAGCCCCAAAAGCCAGGAAAGUAUGUUUGCUCAUACUGUGGAAGGCCAUGUGCAAAACCCAGUGUCCUCCAAAAACAUAUCCGUUCCCACACAGGAGAAAGACCCUAUCCUUGUGUCCCGUGUAGUUUCUCGUUUAAGACUAAAAGUAACCUGUACAAACAUCGCAAAUCCCAUGCACAUCGAAUAAAAGCUGGUUUGGUAUCUAGACGUGAAGAAUACAGUUGCAGUGGAGUUGAAAGUGGUACUAUAGGAGAUGAGCAGGAAGAAGCAACAGAAGCGGAUAGCACAGAGUCUGAGGAUGAGACUGGCCAGCAUCAGCCAUCUACAUCUAAAGACAGACCAGCUCUAAGAAAAAGCUCCAAGGUUGAACUCUCAUUUUCAGAAGAAGUGCCAAGAACAGAGGAUUCACAGGCAAUCAAACAGAGGUUAGCUAUGCGACUCAGUGAAAGGAAAAGAGCUCCCAUGGAAUCACCAGAUGAGAGUCCAUCAUCUUCAUUGGGUCCUGGUAGUAAGGGCAGUACUGAAUCUGGCUACUUUUCCAGCUAUGGUAGUGCUGAGUUAUCCCAGGUGAGCCCUCCCAAUGCCAAUGUUAAAUCCUAUGCUGAAAUUAUCUUGGGAAAGUAUGGACGAUUAGGCCAGCAACAAAGAAUUUCACACCAACACCUUCAGUCAACAUCUUUGGGACAAGAGGAAAAAUCUGUCUCUUUCACUGUGCCAAAGACACAAGUCAUUGAACACAUCACUAAAUUAAUUACUAUAAAUGAGGCUGUGGUUGACACAAGUGAAAUCGACAGUGUCAAACCUAGACGUUCUUCUCUCUCUAGAAGAAGUAGUAGUGAGUCUGCUAAGUUUUCUUCACCAAAAGAUCCAAAGGAAGAAUUUCCUGGAACUAGUGGCACUACAGGGCAAAAUAUUUUAAGUGGUUAUGCUACUGAAGCAAAGCAUUCACAAUUAAAUGAAGGCACAGUUUCUACUCACAGUUCAAGUAGUAUUUUUCUGAGAAGCCAGUCAGUGCCAUCUUCUAGUGGCAUAGAUGAUCCAGCUAGCUUAUCUUCACAGAACUUUCGUCUCAGCCAAUCUUUUGAUGAACAGCAGACUUCAUCAGUGGAACUGAGGGUUGGUCACCAUCAUCGAAUGUUGAAGCGCCAGCCUGCCAUCGAAAUGCCAGUUGGCGCUGACUUGACAUCAGAAACUGGUUCCUCUGUUUCUACAGAUACAGGCUGGAAGCAGCAAAAGGGAAUACAGCUGUAUGAAUGUGACAUAUGUGGGACUCGUUUGAAUAAACAAGAGCAUUAUGAAGCACACAGAGUUUCUUGCAUAAAUAAGCCUUUACAGGAACAUCAGAGUGAGAAGAAAGCUGCUGUACAAGAAGAUCAUCGACAAAUAAUGCACUAUAAGUUUAAAGCAAUGGCUAUGGCAAUACGAAAGAGGAGGAAAGAAGAAAGUUUAGAGGAGGACCCUCCUAGUCCAGGUCCAGCAGCUAUAUCUUUUAGCAGUCAUCUCACUACAUCAGCAAUAGGGAAUAAAGAUGAUUUUCAAGGUUUCUCAGGUACUGUACCACAAAUGGAACCCGAAAAAAUUGGCCCUUUUAAGGAAAUAUCAGUAAUUCAGCACACAAGCUCUUUUGAAAAACAGGAAAGCAUGUCCAUAGAAAUUCAGGAGGCCGAAAUUGAACCUAAGGAUUUACAGGGGCCCAAGCAAACCUCCACAUCCAGGUUGGUUCGACAGCCCAAGAUUCAAGUUCCAGAGAUCUUGGUAACAAAAGAACCAGAUCCUGAGAUGGUAUCACCUCAAACAAGUACAUAUAUCCCAAGAGAAUUAGAGAAGGAGGAGUUCCAGUGGCCUCAGCGUAGUCAAAGCCUGGCUCAGCUUCCUGCAGAGAAGCUGCCUCCAAAAAAGAAGCGUCUCCGGUUGGCUGAGGCACUCCAGUCAUCAGGCGAAUCUAGUUUUGACUCAGUUUCCCUGCCAUACAGUCCUAGCCAAGAGAGUAAUGUUUCUCACACCUCUAGUCGAUCUACAUCUUUUGAUGAAAUAGGAAAGAUUGACUCUGAAAUGCCGGCUGGCCAGUGGAGCUGCCAAGGGUCCCAUAUGCUGACUGUACCAGGUGUCUCUCAACAUUAUCACAGGGAAAUGCAUCGUUCUGCCUCUGAACAAGCGCCUGCAAGUCCGCCACACCCUGCCCAGGUAGUAGAGAUGAGAAGCAAAUCAUUUGACUGUGGAUCCCUGUCUCCAAGAUCUACAUCAUCUUCUUGGAAAGAGAGGCGAAAAUGUCUCUUGGUGAAGCAUGCAACCCUUGAGAAGCCUGAUCAGGUAGAAUCAUCAUCUGGCGUCCAUCAGUCCUAUAUUGGCCAUGCUGCUCUCACUGUUCAUGAUGAGAGAGCAAGCAGUACUUCUAGUCUUAGCCCAGACACUUUGGGAAAAACACUGCAGCUUUUUCAAACUCCCCUUCCUCUGCCAACUUCAGUUUACCCUCUAACAAGUCCAGAAACCUUUUCCUCACAUCAGGUAACUGAACUGCUACCAGUCACAACAAUAUCUGAGGUCCUUUCCAGUCAUAUGCUUCAGCAUGCUCUUAUACAAACAGUGCCAUCUUCAUUUCAUCCAAGGCAGCUUCAUUUAGCUGAGCAGCUAGGCCUUCCUAUUCAGCCUUUUCCUACUUUGCUCUCACUGCAGUACCCAACAAGUGGUCUAAUCAUUCAGGAUCCCUUGGCUUUAUCUAUUGGCGAACCUGGCUCUUCUCCUUGCUCUACACAUAGAAGAGGAUCUCCAUGUCACCAACUUGUCACUCGGCACCAGCCCCGCCCCAUCAUAGCUACUUGCCUUGAGCAGCUUAGACCAGUGGUGUCCCUGGUGGUGCCUGUUCGCUUACAGACUCAUAUUCCUACUUAUGCUAGUGCCAUGUAUACAACCAUUUCACAAAUCUUAGCCACAACACGGUCUCAGCAACCAAUAUGCUGUACAGCCAUGGUCAUUAUGGAGCAACUUGAGGGCAGCAAGCUUCAGAGAUCUUACCUUAGACUCCCUACUUCAAAUCUUAAGACUUGCAUUCCUUUAUCACUUCCUUUAAAAUUUCAAUCAGACACUGCAUCGGACGAUAGUUGUGGGCCUCUUGCUGCUGGAGGAAAUAAGCGCAUGCUUUCCCCCGCAGGUAGUCUAGAGCUUAGCCUUGAGGCACAACGACAACAGAAACGAAUCAAGGAAGAAGAAGAAGCGGAAGAAAUUGAAGAUGAAAGGGUGAAAAGUUGUGGAAAAUCUGUGGAAAACCAAGGAACAGAUAAGGAGGUUUUAGGGGACAGAAAAGGAAUGGAGGCAGCUGUGGAGGAAGAACAAGUAUGCAAAGGAAAGAAAACUGAAUUUGUUGUGAAUAAGCCAGACAUUUCCCAGGUGGAAACUAGUCUUAAGAAAGAGGAAGAUCAGGAAGAGGGCCAUGGGUGCGUAUCAGUGGUUGAGAUCCCAGAGAAAUCCAUAGAUGCUACUGACCCAUUAUACCCCAGUCUUCAUACCAGUACAAGAGUGAGCUGGUGCUACCUGAAUUAUACUAAGCCUAACCCAUCUGCCCACACAAAUCCACAAACAUCAGUUUAUUCCUCUUGGAAUGUGAGCAUGUAUAACCCCAAUCUACCUGGUUUGUCCACCAAAAUAGUAUUGUCCCUCCUGUGUUCUAAGCAAAUGUAUAGCUCCGAGGUAUAUACCAUGGCUACAACACCACCUUUGACAACUGACAAGUUAGUUGGCAACAAAUCUCCCAGGGUAUCAGAGGUGCAUGUCAAAACACAGAGCACCCCUGUCAAAGAGAAAGAAGAACUUCAUAAAACAAGGACUCAAAAAGAUGUGAGUGGUGCAGAGGAGACUCCUACCACCUCAAAGCACAGUGAGCCCCUACGUGUUUGCAUCUUUGAAGGAGGGUAUAAGUCUAAUGAAGAAUAUGUAUAUGUGAGAGGGAGGGGAAGGGGAAAGUAUGUCUGUGGUGAGUGUGGAAUCCGCUGUAAAAAGCCCAGCAUGCUGAAGAAACACAUUCGCACACACACAGAUAUUCGUCCCUAUGUUUGUAAGCACUGCAACUUUGCUUUCAAAACUAAAGGGAACCUCACUAAACACAUGAAAUCGAAGGCACAUGGUAAAAAAUGCUUGGAGAAGGGUGUGUCUGAAUCAUCUGUAGAUGAGCUGGAGACUGAGGAACCAGGGAUCAGUGAGGGGCAUGUAUAUGAGUCCGACCAGGAAGAGCACCAGUUUUCUGACAUUGAAGAUUCUGAAGAUGAGGAUGAUGACGAUAACGAGGAGGAAGAGGAGGAGUUGUCCUCACAGGAAGAUGCUCCUUCAUCAUGCUCUACAGACACCCACCAGUCAGACAGUGGUCCAGGCUCACAAACCUGUCCCUUAAGCCUUUUUGUUUCAGAAAGAGACGAAAAAGAAAAGCGGCUCUCUCCAGUCCCACCAUGGAGAAGUGGACAAGCGUUAUCUCCAGAUAGCAAGAGGGCACCGUUUACCUCUAAAGCCUGGGAGCAUUCUCCACAAGCUUUCUCUUCUGCAAGUGAAGGCUCACCUCUCCGCAGUGUCUCUCCCAGGCUGGAGCUGUCAUCUCCCUGUCGACAUCUUUCUCCUUCUCCUGAAAGAGGCCCAUCUCCCCUCACAGUCUCCGCACUCAGGUCUUUUUCCCCACUGCGGCCUCGUUCUCCUGCCCGAUACAGGAGCUCCAGACCCCGACUUUCUCCAGCAUUGAUCAGAACUCAACACAGAGCCCAUAGCUCUCCAGGCCACUUCUACUGGGAACCAAGCAUCAAGUCCAGAGAGAGCCAGCAGGAGAGGCCGAGUACACCCAGUACUGUGCAGGUUUCACAGAGGUUGAGCCCUCCACAUGGCAGUCUGGUGCCCUCUGCCCUACAUUUCCUUCACAAUGACCCUCCAACCCAUGUACCAAUUCCGUCAAGAACUGUAGACCGCAUGUUCAGUCACCUUCCAUUACAUUCACAGCAGCAGGCCCGCAUGCCUUACCACAUGAUCCCAAUUGGAGGAAUCCAGAUGGUUCAGCUUAGGCUCAGAUCCUGCCCCAAACUGGAGCGAGCUUCCUCUACUACCCAAUCCCCCAGCUCACCCAAAGAGGAGUUCACUUUCUCCCUUAACAAGAGCUCAUGGAGCACAUCAUCGAACUUGCAAUCUGAAACAACGCAGAGUGUUAGUGGGACACAAAGCCUGAAACAUGAAACCAGGCAAUUAGGGCUGUACUGUCCUGCUACAAGCUCCACAACAGCCAAAGCUUCUCAAACAUUUGACUCUGGUAAGCAAAGUAAGAAAGUCAGUAAACAAUAUGGCAGCUCAUGGCCCUCUAAGACUCACAAUAUUGUUCCUGAGACAUCUCAAGAAGUGGGUCAAGAUACAACUGAAGCAGAGAAGAUGAGCUCUCAUGUCUCUGAAAAGGAAUCCAGGACCUCCUUACUAAGAGAAAAUGAACAACCAGAGCCAGAGGAGCCUACAGAAGGCCAGUCCAAAAAGCAUGACCCAACUGCAAAAGAGACCGCAGAAGAAAAAUCUGUCCACUCAGAUCAGAGCCAGGACAGCAACCCAGACAGCACUUAAUAGCCUUUGGGCUCAAUCUCAAAAUCAACUGAUUUAUUAUUAUUCUUUUUGUUUUGUAAUGCUACAUUUUUAUACAACUUUUCAAUACUGUUGGUAUCUUGGUAAAUGUUUGUUUUUGCAAUAUUCAAGAUUGAAAUACGAUGCACUUUUCUGUUGGUCAAAACAAUGUUUGUGUAAAAUUGAUUACUUCUGUCCCUGAAUAUUUACUGACAUUACAUUCAAUCCUAAUGUAUCUAUUUAAAUGUCUAUGUAAAAUACUUCUUAAAAUAACUAUGAUUAUAAACAUUUAUAAAUGACCAAGUUAAAUACUUAAA
This is a messenger RNA of Clarias gariepinus (North African catfish), 7087 nucleotides long. It is a transcript of the gene hivep3b, whose product is annotated as transcription factor HIVEP3. The transcript is spliced from 8 exons. Gene Ontology annotation, molecular function: DNA-binding transcription factor activity, RNA polymerase II-specific; RNA polymerase II cis-regulatory region sequence-specific DNA binding. Gene Ontology annotation, biological process: regulation of transcription by RNA polymerase II. Gene Ontology annotation, cellular component: nucleus. Lineage: Eukaryota; Metazoa; Chordata; Actinopteri; Siluriformes; Clariidae. The coding region runs from base 834 to 6773 and encodes 1979 amino acids. The record is from RefSeq and is a predicted model, not a curated record.